AUGAGUUUCAAUCAAAAGAUUCAAGAAAACUGGCUGGCGGCACUCUUCUUUGCCGCCGGCGAUAUGCUAACAGGACACGGCGUUUGCCGCCGCCGGCAUUGUGGAACGUCCGGCCGCGCCGGUGAUGAAGAGUCGCGCUUUAAUACAUAUGCUUCUACUAUAUCUGCUAGCAUAAAUUCUAUUCCCAUGUUAAAUGGAACAAACUUUAAGGAAUGGAAAGAGAAUGUUAUGAUCGUUCUUGGCUGCAUGGAUCUAGACCUUACGCUAAGGAUUGAACAACCCACUGCUCUUACAGACCAAAGUUCCAAUGAGGAAAAAUGGGAUUUUGAGAAGUGGGAACGUUCAAAUCGCAUGAGUCUUAUGAUCAUGAAGCGUGGAAUUCCAGAAACUUUCAGGGGUGCUGUGUCCGAGAAGGUAACUACUGCCAAAGAGUUCCUUGAGGAACUUCAAAAGCAUUUUGCUAAAAAUGAUAAGGCUGAAACAAGUACGAUUUUGUCGAACUUGAUUUCAUUGAAGUCUAAAGGAAAAGGAAAUAUAAGGGAGUACAUCAUGGAAAUGUCUCAUCUUGCUUCGAAACUAAAGGCACUAAAGUUAGAUCUAUCUGAGGAUUUGCUCGUGCAUUUAGUUUUGAUUUCUCUUCCUGCACAAUUCAGCCAGUUUAAGGUCAGUUACAACUGCCAAAAGGACAAAUGGACUCUUAAUGAGCUCAUUUCUCAUUGUGUGCAAGAAGAAGAAAGACUGCAGCAAGAAAACAGAAAGUGCUCACUUGGCUAG
Messenger RNA from Morus notabilis, 774 nucleotides. RefSeq lists its product as uncharacterized. The coding region runs from base 1 to 774 and encodes 257 amino acids. The record is from RefSeq and is a predicted model, not a curated record. NCBI's taxonomy places the organism in Eukaryota, Viridiplantae, Streptophyta, Magnoliopsida, Rosales, Moraceae. The transcript is spliced from 2 exons.